This is a messenger RNA of Dryobates pubescens (Downy woodpecker), 3063 nucleotides long. It is a transcript of the gene ARHGAP11A, whose product is annotated as Rho GTPase activating protein 11A. NCBI's taxonomy places the organism in Eukaryota, Metazoa, Chordata, Aves, Piciformes, Picidae. Bases 1 to 3063 code for a protein of 1020 amino acids. The transcript is spliced from 12 exons. Gene Ontology annotation, biological process: signal transduction. The record is from RefSeq and is a predicted model, not a curated record.
AUGGCGGAGCAGAGGGGAAAGCUGGUGCGGCUGGCGGUGCUGGAGGAACUCCGCGCCUCCUACGGAAUUAAGGUGAAGAGCGGGAGCUGCCUGGCGGGGCCCAAGCAGCCGGUAGCCGCGGCUACGGAGGUAAGUGAGGCUGGUAAGAUCUUUGGAGUUUGCUUCCAUGCCUUGCCACAAUCACUGGUGCCAGAGUAUGGUUAUGUCCCCAGCUUUCUUGUUGAUACCUGUGAAUACCUGGAAGAACAUGUUCACACCGAGGGGCUCUUCAGGAAGUCUGGGUCUCUGCUUCGCUUGAAGGCUCUAAAGAGUAAACUGGAUCAAGGUGAAAACUGCCUGUCAGCUGCACUGCCAUGUGAUGUUGCAGGGCUUCUUAAACAGUUCUUCAGAGAGCUCCCAGAGCCCAUCCUUCCACCCCACCUGCAGGAAGGCCUUUUCAAAGCCCAGCAGCUGGGAAAUGAGAAGAGAGCUGCCACUGUGCUGCUGUCCUGUCUGAUGGCAGACAGGACCAUUGAUGCUUUGAGAUACUUUUUCAACUUCCUGAGGACAGUGUCCCUAAGAUCCAAGGAAAACAGAAUGGACAGCAGUAACCUGGCAGUGAUUUUUGCUCCCAACCUCUUGCACUGCACUGAGAGUGAGAAGAUGUCAGCGGGGACAGAACGAAAGGUUCGCUUGCAAGCAGCUGUGGUGCAGACACUCAUUGAGCAUGCAGCAGAGAUUGGACAAGUGCCAGACUUCAUCUUGGAGAAGAUCCCUGCAAUGUUAGGUGUUGAUGCUUCUCAAUCUACUCCCUCCCUGUGGGGCCAUGAAGACAGUGAGAAUGAAUCUCCCAGUGACUGUAAGAAGAGGAGGCACAGGAGUGUUGGAGAUUUUGUUAGUGGAGCAUUGCAUAAAAUUAAACCUAACAGAACCCCCUCCACUACACCUCAGCCAGACAGAAGGGUCCUUCCCUCGGUGACUCCUGUGGUCCUUACUCCAAGCACCAAGCGUAAGCUUCCAACUGAUUGCUCCCAGGGCUUGUCCAGCAAGAAGAGAAGAUCUUUUAAGCACACUUUUGCUUUUGAGUUGUUACCAAGCAGCAUUUUUAACAUCAGUUCAACACCAGCAUCAGUUCAGUUUGAAGGAAGCCCUUGUGUGUCUCUUGAGUCAUCACAAACCUCGCUGUCUCCUUCAACUGGUGGUGAAACCAACUUGUAUGGUACAGGGAACAGGAGAAGCAAGAGGCAUGCAAGCAAGAAGUUAUACAGGGCUGAGUCAGGCAAGACAGGCUGCUUCUCUCCCAAGGUCAGCCGCAAAGAGAUGGUUCGCAGGUCGCUGCGCUUGAAGUUCGGGCUGGGUAAAAGCAGCAGAGAGAUGAAUGUUGUACCAGGAGGUGCAGGUGGUAGCAGAUCUGAAAACAUUGGAAGGCGACUGGCAAGUCAGCAAGGCUUGGAAAGCAGAAGUGAGUGUGCCACAGGAGAGGUCUUCUUCAGCCCAUGUGUCAGUGAGAAAUUCCCCAAGAAAGGCUCAAAGAAUGUGAGCAAGUCAGAGGAGAACUUGCUGGCCCCAAAAUGUCACAGCCCAGCUCACCGCAUGUCGUGGUGCAGUCCUCCUGUGACAGCUGCUCAAGAGGUGAGCAGGAAUGAUGAGGGGAUUUUGCCAGGACACUCCAAAGCAGGCACUGGUUUAUCAGAACCUGGCUUGGUGUUUGGAAAGCCACCAGUUGUUGCAGGUGAGUUUAAAGCCAGCACUGUAACCAGGGAAGAGAACAGCUUCGAGCUUUGGGUUCAUGAAGAUGAAAGUAAUUCAGCUGCAGAAACGCUGCUGAAAGUGCAGGAAGCCUUCUCUGCAUCUGCAGGCAGCCUUCACAACUUGACAGCUGCUGCCAAGCCUUCCUUCUCAGGUGGAGCAGGUGAAACAUUAAGUGCAAGGCCAUGCCUCAGGAAGCUCAGUUCAGAGGAGGAAGAAUCACCAGCUGAAAAAGUUUCUGAAUCUGCAGCACCCAGAGAGAAACUGCUCCAGGCCAGUCAAACUUCUGCUAGUGAUACACAGCAAGCAAGAGGAGAUGAAGUAAAAGCUUUGGAGAAAAGAAGCUUCAAAACUUCUCUUGCAAUUGAACUGCAGCUCCCAGCACCAGCUGGGAAAGGUGCAACAGAACUUCCUGGGCCUCAAGUACUGGCCAGGGAAGAGAAGCUGACUGGGGAGAAGAGCUCAUCAAGAGAGAGCUUAAACAAAUCGCAUUCCUUGGGAAGGAGAGAGGGAACAGAAUUAACACACUCACAAGCAGCUGAAAACUGCAGGGUAAACUGCUGUCCUCUGGCAGAGGAGGCCACCAAAGGUCCUGUGGUGGCACAGCUCCCUGCUCUGCAGGUGCCUCAGUCACAAAGCGAAGCAGGCGACCAGCACACGCAGGCUGAGAAAGCUCAGCCCAGGACGUCAGCUCUCCCUGACCACGGGAAGGUUUCUGACCACAUCCAGUGGUUCAACAAGCUUUCUCUGAAGGAUCCAAGCUCUGCAAGCAAAACCAAACCCCCUCUCCAGUUCCAACGAACCCCUGUGAGGCAGUCUGUGAGAAGAAUCAACUCCUUACUGGAGGCUACCAGGCCGCAGGGAAGCUCUCGGCCGCUGAAAGCCGGCCAGGUCGGUUCGCCGCUGGUCAAGUCCUUGAGCUGUGAUUCUGCACUGGCUUCCUGCACAGAGAAGCCCUCCAAGGACUCUCUGCCUUUGCCACUCGGUUCAUCUGACCAAGCCUCUGGAUCUCAGCAGCGGCUGGGUUUGCCAUCCAAACCGUGGUGCGGGCCCUUGCAUCCACCAGGCGGCGCUGAUGCUGCCGGCAGGGCCGCUGGGCUCAGCGAGCAGAAAGUGACUCUUCCCCCUCCGAAGGCUGUCCUGGAAGACCUGACCAACCGGGACCCGGUGAAAUCCACUUGCAGGGCUCAUGCAAAUGGGCCAGAGGCUGCCCCAGGGAAAUCCUCCAUCGCAAGAAGUGCUUCAGGAAAAGCCAGAGGGCGUUACAGAGGCUCUCCAAAGAACCCAAUAGCUCAAGUGAAACUGCUGCCAGCUGCAAAACCAGUGGACUUGUAA